AUGGAAUAUUGUCAAUCUGUCAAGGCUUAUUUGGCAAAAAAAUUAAAAUUAAAAUUAAAAAAAUUGCUUUGUUAUAGAAUCUGGUAUUUUGUAUUGUGGUUUAUAGACUUUAUAAAUACUAGGUUUAAUAUAUUUUCCAAUAUUGGCUUACUCUUAACUGGAAUAUAUCCAACAAUUAUUAUGAUUGAAGUCAGUUCAAACAAUACAGUUGAGGAAAUGUCAAGGAUCUCAAUUCCAACAGUCCAUACUUUCAUUCAGCAGGAGCUUAGAGAUGCUCAUAACUUAAUAGAAGCAGAAGUUUAUCAGUUAUAG
This is a messenger RNA of Heterobasidion irregulare TC 32-1, 312 nucleotides long. RefSeq lists its product as uncharacterized. The coding region runs from base 1 to 312 and encodes 103 amino acids. The transcript is spliced from 4 exons. The record is from RefSeq and is a predicted model, not a curated record. Lineage: Eukaryota; Fungi; Basidiomycota; Agaricomycetes; Russulales; Bondarzewiaceae.